Seminavis robusta is the source of this 1001-nucleotide messenger RNA. The record is from the annotation of a GenBank genome assembly. NCBI's taxonomy places the organism in Eukaryota, Bacillariophyta, Bacillariophyceae, Naviculales, Naviculaceae.
GCGUGUUCAUGGCAAAGGGUUGCUGCACAGAUGUAAAGUAAAGAUCUUCUCAGCUCGAAAUCCACAGUACCAAGGUAGUAUCAGCUCUACUUGCUUAUUAUGUUGUUGGAUGGAAUCUUUCGCGCGAUUACAUGUAAGAAAGGCAUCAUUCGUUUCCCGGAUUUUUACUUGUUUGGUAAGACUUAAAGAAUGCGGUCCUCUCACGUCUAAAUACAGGUCACUCACUUAGGAGAGACUGUGACUGAUUCCAAGAGCAUCGACGUCAGCCUCAUUUUUGCCUCAAACCAGCGGCGCCGUGCCACCACAAUGGAGUGGUGGAUGUGCUCUAUCAGUUCACAAUUCACAAUUCCUCGAACGUUCAACAGAAAUACAGAAAUCACUGGAAGGACCAUCAUCAACAAUCAUGAAGUUCAGUGCUCAAGCUUUCCUCCUUGCUACUAGUCUCGUUGCCUUGACUUCCACUGAAGCUUUUGAGAAAAAAGUAGGCUCAGAAGAGAGACGUCUCCAUGGCUGGGGGAUGAGUGUCGAAGAAUAUGAAGAUCGCUAUGCGAGUCUGUACUGCAGAUGUUGCGGAAGCGAGCAAGAAUCGCGUAGUGUUAAUUCAACUUUGGUGCCCGCUUGUGCAGCUUUUGAGGGAGAGUCUUGCCGAUGCCCCGUCCGCGAAGAAGUCGGAAGCGCUUGGUGGAACUUCUUCAGCAUUGACUUUCAAGGCCGCUGGAACGAGUCUUGCGUCAAUGAAAUCCUGCCCAGGUCCAACCUCACAUUUGCGGUCCCUCCAACCGUAGACGUCCUUGAUGGUGGCGUUGCGAUCAUGGCCAAAAACGGAGGAGCUUGAAGCAAGUACCAGCAAAUUCGGUUGUGCUACGCAAAUUGGCGAGAGCGGUUCCCAAAGUCUGGCUUGUACGUCGGAGUACACAGCUUAGAUGACGAUUGUUGCACUUUACUGCAGCUGGUGUUGUAGGAGAGAGUCACAUGAAUUUUACUGUUGUCAGGACAAUAGA